Molecule: messenger RNA, 1765 nt
Organism: Argiope bruennichi
Lineage: Eukaryota; Metazoa; Arthropoda; Arachnida; Araneae; Araneidae
Gene: Hpf1
Product: histone PARylation factor 1-like
Exons: 7
Coding region: 342-1529 (395 amino acids)
Biological process (GO): regulation of protein ADP-ribosylation; DNA damage response
Cellular component (GO): nucleus
Molecular function (GO): poly-ADP-D-ribose binding; histone binding
Source: RefSeq, a predicted model, not a curated record
UGUUCUUUUCCUUAAACACAUAUCUUUAGACCUUUCUCUUCAUAAAAUAUAUUAUAAUAGUCUUUAAAAAGAUUCAGAAAUGAAUUUUAGGAAUUCGUGAUUUUCCAUAGAAAAUCGUUUAAUGUGUCAGCUGAGAAGAAGAAAAUGAUACGUCAAUCAAAUAUCAAAACAUGAACUGAAAAAGGCGCGAAGCGUAAUUUCGCAAGUUAAUUUUCGAAUUCAAUCAUUCUUGUGUUGAUAUUUCACUAAAAAAAUUUCCUGAAUAAAAAGCACACAUAUAUUGACUAUAAUUCUGCAAAUUGUUUUUGUAAAAAUAUUUGAAAACUAAAUUUUGGGUUAAAAUGGACUCAGUAAACAGAAAAAGGAAAUCUAAAGAUAUGCCAAUGUGUAAAUAUGGUUUGUCGUGUUACCAAAAAAAUCCUGAACAUCAUAAAAAAUAUCGUCAUCCGGAAUCAGUUGUUGAACCGAAAAAUGUUUCAAAUCAAGAUGUAGUAGAUGGUUCUUCAAUAUCUGAUGAGGAACCUCCUUCUAAAACUUCCAGAAUUUCAGAUAAAGCUAAGAUUGAACUCAGUGAUGAUGAAGAAGAAGCACCAAAGACAUCUUUGGCUGAGCCAAAAUUUAAAGAAACUGUAGAGAAGGUUCUUAAAAGCAUGCCUCAAGAUUUCUUUGACUUUUGGGAUUUUUGUGCUUCUAUAAACAAGCAAAAACCUGAAGAUGCAUUUGCUGACUUCGAUCUUUACUUGAUUGGUAUAUAUGAUCUCUUAGUAAAGAAACUACCACCAAACAAAGAAAUAUUAUUACAUUGUCAUUAUAGAUAUUAUUAUGACCCACCUGAACUUCAAACAGUAAUCAAAUCAAAUGAUAAAAGCUUAUUUCACAUUGGCUAUUUCAGGGAUGAUCCUGAGAGUUUUCCAUCAGUUUUAGUCUCGAACAAUGCUGCAGUUGAUUGUAAAUUGACAUUAAAAGGAGACAACAUAUUUGCUGCUAUGAAUGCAGAAAUAACUGACAGAAUAAAGAAAAUGAAACCGAAAUCUAAGAAACAGUUCAUUAAGAUUCAGGAAAAUCUUCAAAAGUUUGCAAAGGAAAAGAAAUAUUCAUUAGAAAUCUCUACUUCCAAAACUACAUCAAGAAAUAAAAAAGUGGUUUCUAAAACAUUUAAUAGUUUUGGAAUUGUUGUACCUGUUAAAAAUGAUGUGGGAUAUAGACCUUUGCCAGAUUCUAAUGCCAAGAUAAAAUCAAUACUGCAGAAGAUAGUGAAUGCUGAAAAUGAGGAGAAAAGACUGACUUUUGAAGAGGAUUUGGAUGAACUUAUCACUAAUGUUCAAUUUGCUAAUGAUGAAUGUGACUUUGGAAUGGGUCUUGAAUUAGGAAUAGAUCUUUUCUGUUUUGGAGAUCCAUAUUUUCAUUCCCAUAUACUGAGCAUCCUUCCUCUUGCUUAUAAUCUUUUAAACCGUCCUAAAUAUGCAGAAGUUGUACAAUUUCACUUAGCAAAUAGGAAGAAAUCACACAAUCUGAAUACUUUAGAUUGAUGAUUUCUGAAUAUUCCGAUAUGUAUUUUAAUUGAAUUUUAUUCAGAAGUAACAUGAAUAUAAUAAAUAAAAACUAAAUGAAGGAAAUUCAACUUUGUUUUUAAAAUUUAUUGCAUAUUUUGUUGUUUGCUGAUUAUAUUUUCCUUUUUUAUUCUUCUAUCUUUCUCUCUCUCUCUUUUAUUUAUUUAUUUAUUUUUGUAUCAAAUAAGAACACGAGUGAUAUCUUUAGCACUUAA